This is a messenger RNA of Eubalaena glacialis (North Atlantic right whale), 1037 nucleotides long. RefSeq names its product leucine rich repeat containing 39 (gene LRRC39). The record is from RefSeq and is a predicted model, not a curated record. NCBI's taxonomy places the organism in Eukaryota, Metazoa, Chordata, Mammalia, Artiodactyla, Balaenidae. Gene Ontology annotation, molecular function: protein binding. The transcript has 8 exons. Bases 1 to 996 code for a protein of 331 amino acids.
AUGUCAGAAAAUGUGGUUUGUACUGGGGCUGUCAAUUCUUUAAAGGAAGUUUGGGAGAAAAGAAUAAAGAAAUACAAUGAAGACCUGAAGCGAGAGAAGGAAUUUCAACAAAAGCUAGUGGGAAUCUGGGAAGAACGAGUGAGCUUAACCAAGCUACGAGAAAAGGUCACCAGGGAAAACGGAAGGGUCAUUUUGAAGAUAGAAAAAGAGGAAUGGAAGACCCUCCCUUCUUCUCUAGUAAAGCUAAAUCAUCUACAGGAAUGGCAACUUCAUAGAACUGGCUUGGUGAAAAUUCCUGAAUUCAUCGGAAGAUUCCAGAACCUUAUUGUGUUAGAUUUAUCUCGAAACACAAUUUCAGACAUACCUCGAGGAAUUGGACUGCUCACUAGACUUCAGGAACUGAUUCUUAGUUACAACAAUAUCAAAACUGUCCCCAAGGAACUAAGUAACUGUGCCAGCUUGGAGAAACUUGAACUUGCUGUUAACAGAGAUAUAUGUGAUCUUCCACAAGAGCUCAGCAAUUUGUUAAAGCUUACGCACCUUGAUUUGAGUAUGAACCACUUUACUACUAUCCCUCCUGCUGUGUUGAACAUGCCUGCCCUUGAGUGGCUUGAUAUGGGAAGCAACAGACUUGAACAACUUCCUGAUACUAUAGAAAGAAUGCAAAGUCUACACACAUUAUGGCUCCAACGGAAUAAAAUAACAUGCUUGCCAGAAACAAUCAGCAAUAUGAAAAAUCUGGGUACUCUUGUUCUCAGCAACAAUAAACUGAAAGAUAUUCCAGUGUACAUGGAAGAGAUGACCAAUCUAAGGUUUGUCAACUUCCGAGACAACCCACUGAAAUUGGAAGUAACACUUCCUCCCUCUGAAAGCAUAGAUGAGGAAGAGGAACGGGAAUUAUUCGGCCUUCAGUUUAUGCACACAUACAUACAGGAGUCACGGAGAGCAGGUAACCAAGUCAACUGCUCUACUACUUUACCAAACUCUAAAUGCUGAUGGAUAAUAUAAUUCAAGAUGUCCUGCUGAAGAGGAUUACU